AUGCGAGCUGAUGUGUUCGAAUUCGCAAACAGUUGUUGUUUAGCAACAUGUGGAAACUGGCUCCUUAUGGUAGAUCAUUGGUCUGAUCUCUACAUUUUGAAUCUGUUUACCCACGAGUGGAUCUAUUUACCUCCGGUGGAUUCACAACUUGGUCCGACAAAGGUGGAGCGAACCACCUCGAGAGGUCAAUUUUGUAUUUCAAACGAAAACGAUCAACCUCACCACCGCCCAAGGAAGUUCAAAGGUAUUAAUAUGAUUCUGCAUUCCCCUGCGUUUUGGAUUGACGAGCAAACUAAAGAAUAUGUUGUUCUAUGGGGACUUGGCCAUUGGUGUGUGGUUUAUUCCAAGAAAGGAGAUACGUUCUGGAGUCAGAUUCAAACUCCCCCAGAUUAUUUUGCUGAUUAUUCUCAGAUGGAGACUUUUCACUGUGGUGUUGCUGGCGACCCCUCUCUACUUCAUCCAGUAACAACAAGCGAUUCAUGGCGAAUGUGGCGUACAAAACUUGUAGUCACAGUAACCGGAGAUGUCCUCAAGGUUGAACAAUUGUUCAAGUGCGAACAACUGGUAAGAAUCUGGUCCUUCCGCGUCUACAAGGUUUGCUCAUCAGAUUUCUGUAACAAGCAUGAUGAAAAAGUUGAUUCUUUGGGCGACGAGGCAAUGCUUCUUGAUCUAGGCAUCACUGUCCUCGCUAAUGAUGACAUUGUGGGUUUUAGGAGAAACUCCAUCUACUUCAAUGAUAUUUGUUAUGAAAAAAACACUACCCAAAUUUGUGUCUUUAAUCUCGAGACACAGGGGAUGGAGGAGACACUCCACAUGUUUGUUUGUUCGUCCGAGCAACAACUCGCCAGAGCUCGAUGGUUCCUACCAAGUAAUUUCAAGCAGACAUAA
Camelina sativa (false flax) is the source of this 888-nucleotide messenger RNA. Lineage: Eukaryota; Viridiplantae; Streptophyta; Magnoliopsida; Brassicales; Brassicaceae. The record is from RefSeq and is a predicted model, not a curated record.